Messenger RNA from Humulus lupulus (European hop), 1581 nucleotides. RefSeq lists its product as uncharacterized. The record is from RefSeq and is a predicted model, not a curated record. The coding region runs from base 1 to 1581 and encodes 526 amino acids. The transcript is spliced from 3 exons. Lineage: Eukaryota; Viridiplantae; Streptophyta; Magnoliopsida; Rosales; Cannabaceae.
AUGAUGCAAUUUGCUAGAGUGUUAGUGGAGAUAGAAAUUUCUGAGGAUCUCCCUAAAACUGUUCAGUUUCUCAAUGAGAAAGGGAAACUAAUGGAACAACUUUUGGAGUUUGAGUGGCUUCCAACACAAUGUAGAGGUUGCAAAGUGUAUGGUCAUACUGAAAGAAUGUGUAAUAGGAAGCAAACUGAGACUUGGAGGCAGAGAGGCCGAAAUGGAGAAGUUGAGGCUAAGCAAAGUACUAUGGAACAUGUGCCAUUUUUAGAGGAUAAGGGUGUUACUAGUGGGGCAAUUGAUGCUAAUACACAAAGUACAGCUGCUAUGGAUUUGUCUGAAUCCCAGGAGAUAUCACAGCAUCAGGGUCAGUUAACAAAUGCAUCGAAACAAGUAGAUGAACUAGCUAGGAACUCCAAAGACAGAUCUACUUCAGAAUGGACUACCCCAAAACGGGUAGGGCAACAACAAGUUUAUUUCACGGAGAGUCACAACAUUCUUAGCUGGAAUGUUAGAGGUAUUAAUAAAAGGGAGAAACAGAUUUCUCUGAGUACAUUUUGUUUUGUGAAUAAAAUUGGUCUUGGAGCCCUGUUGGAGACUAAACUUCGUGGUGAUAAAGUUGGGAAAAUGAUGAGCUCAUUUUUCAUUGGUUGGAACUAUUACUCAGGUUCAGCUUCAGAAGGUCGUAUUCUUCUUAUUUGGCAGCAUCAUGUGGUUUCUGUUGACGUUUUGAAGGAGAGUGACCAGUAUGUUCAUGUCUGUGUUAAAGAGGUGAAGUCUAAUAAGCUGUUUUGUGUUACUUUUGUGUAUGGUAGAAAUUCAAUUGAGGGAAGAUUACCUCUUUGGGUUGAUCUUGCUGAGUUGAGUUUCCCAGCCAUUCCAUGGCUUGUGGCUGGGGACUUUAAUGUUGUUUUUGAGGGUACUGAUAGAGUUGGUGGCCGCACCAUUACUGCCCUUGAAAUGGAGGACGCUCAAAAGUGGAGGGCCUUGGGUUUAGUUGAUGAGUUGCGCUCUAAAGGGUCUCAUUACACUUGGACAAACAAGCAAGCGAAUGAGGAUAUAAUUUACACUAAACUGGACAGAAUAUUUAAAAAUGAAGAGUGGUUGGAUUUGUUCCCUCAAGCUGAAGCUGUUUUCAACUGGGAAAUGCUCUCUGAUCACUGUUAUUGCAUUAUCAAACCGGGAGCUACUGUAAACUGUGGCAUUAAGCCGUUUAGAUUCUUUAAUAUGUGGACUGAUCACGGUAGCUUUAAAGACACUGUCAUGCAGAGCUGGAGCAAGCCUAGUAAAGGAGUUGGGCUAGAUCGAAUUGUUAGAAAAUUGAGUACACUUAAGAAAAGCAAAGUUGACUGGUUUCGUUAUGGGGAUGAUGACACGGUGUAUUUUCAUGCUUGUUUAAAACAAAGAAGAGCUUAUAAUUGUAUCACCUCAGUUGUUACUGAAUCAGGUCAGCUAAUUGAGAAGUUUGAUGAUGUUGUGGCUCACUUUGUGACUCAUUUUCAGAAAAUCAUGGGAAGCAAAAGUAGUGCUUCGGUUCCUAUUCAGCAUUCCUGUUUCAGUCUUGGUCACAGACUGACUUUGGACCAGUAG